CAUCAUUAAAGAUCGCAAUUGUUCAGAUACACUCACAGAUACAAGACCACGAUCAUCUCAUCUUAUUGUGUGGCUCAGCUUGUGUAAAAUAGUCCGUAUCCUGAGCCCGAGGCCUUCCAUUCAUAGGAGAGAUGUCAUCGCAAUCAUCCCAAGCCGACCAACAACAGCAGUCAUCACAGCCAGGGCAACCCAAUGCUUGGGAGAAAGCGGAGCGCAAAUUUGCCAAUAAACAUGCGAGUGAAUACUAUGACCCAUGCCAGGAUUUCGCAGAUCGAAGUCUCAAGUGCAUGAAGCGGAACGCCUUUGACAAAGAUAUGUGUGGAGACUACUUCCAAGCCUAUCGUGACUGCAAAAAGGAAUGGUUGACCCAGAAGAAGCUCAACUAGUCACCUGUCCUGGUAUCAGGGGAGAGCGGCUCCAGCGCUGUCGAUGAUGCCACCUCUGCACCACCGCUCUAGAGCUCUGGGAUGCAGUAUAGCGGGAUAAUUCCCUCGCCAACAGUCAAACAUUAUGAACUUUGGCAUCCUAUCGGUUUCCCAGGGCAGAUAUCACUGGUCCUGAAGAUGCAGGUAAUACCUGAAGAUCGGAUUCGUUCUCUCCAACUCAAGUCAGGCGUUAGAGGUCCUAUUGGCAGGAACGGAUUCGCUGUGGUGCUUUGUUAUGCAACUGCGUACCUACUGUACGCUCAGGCGAGACCUUCAGUCCAUUUGGGGCAGGCUUACAAGAGUCGACUGUUUCGAAUUAGGGGUGUUUAACCGGAGUUUGCGCUUUGGAGUUCGAGCGAAGUUUUUGAACUUGUAUAUUAUCGUGUAUUGUACUACUGUGGAAU
Molecule: messenger RNA, 829 nt
Organism: Aspergillus novofumigatus IBT 16806
Lineage: Eukaryota; Fungi; Ascomycota; Eurotiomycetes; Eurotiales; Aspergillaceae
Exons: 4
Coding region: 132-386 (84 amino acids)
Source: RefSeq, a predicted model, not a curated record